AUAAGUCGCAUCAACAACUACACGUGCUCAACUGAUAAAUAUGGUUAAGUAAAUGGACGAACAAUAUGAGAGAAGUGUAAUGUGGACUUGAGGGCAAGGUUUGUGUAGCGCAGCCCAGCCCCAACAUGACACACAGCCAGAGAGGAGGAACCAAACACACUCACUCCAGUUAUCAUCAGUGCAAAUUACUCAACUAAACACCCAAGAGCCCCAACAGGGAAUAACCGUUUAUAACAAACAGAAAAUGUCGUUCAUCCCCGGUCAUCCUGUCACAGCAGUUGUGCAACGAAUUGAGAUUCACAAACUACGGGAUGGUGAUAAUUUAAUAUUAGGAUUCAGCAUUGGAGGGGGAAUCGACCAAGAUUCAAGCCAGAAUCCUUUUUCUGAAGACAAGACGGACAAGGGCAUCUAUGUCACACGCGUGUCUAAAGGUGGACCUGCAGAGGUGGCUGGUCUCAGGAUGGGGGACAAAAUCAUGCAGGUAAACGGCUGGGACAUGACUAUGGUGACACAUGAUCAGGCACGAAAGAAACUCACCAAGAAGAAUGAAGAUGUGGUCAGGCUUCUCGUCACCAGAAAAUCCCUGGAGAAUGCAGUCAGACAGUCCAUGAUGCAACACUAAUGCAGAGCUAAUCGAAUG
Molecule: messenger RNA, 640 nt
Organism: Sinocyclocheilus grahami
Lineage: Eukaryota; Metazoa; Chordata; Actinopteri; Cypriniformes; Cyprinidae
Product: tax1-binding protein 3
Exons: 5
Coding region: 245-622 (125 amino acids)
Biological process (GO): receptor clustering; establishment or maintenance of epithelial cell apical/basal polarity; neurotransmitter receptor transport postsynaptic membrane to endosome
Cellular component (GO): adherens junction; postsynaptic membrane; postsynaptic density
Molecular function (GO): protein kinase binding
Source: RefSeq, a predicted model, not a curated record